AUUUUCUCGAGCGUUAUAUCUCAACUCUCAAUCUCUCCCAGUCGAUUGAUUCUCUCUCAAUCUCUCAACCAGUCAACCGUUCACCAUCAAAACUCUUCGACUAAUCUCCGUUGUGAGGGAAGAAGAAGCCAUGAACCCUAAUAGUGUAUUGCCACCAAAGCCCAAGUUUAGAGCCUUGAGGGCUCAAGAGAUGUCCGAUGGGAAAGUUGAAUUUCGGACGGUGUACGUUCCUCGCCAUCGAUACGCGCCUCUGAAGAAAGCAUGGAUGGAAAUCUACACACCAAUCUACGAAGAGAUGAAGGUUGACAUACGAAUGAAUUUGAGGGCUCAAAAGGUGGAAUUGAAGACUAGAACAGACACACCCUACAUUACCAAUUUACAGAAAUGUGCAGAUUUCGUCCAAGCUUUCGUGCUGGGUUUCGAUGCCAUCGACGCCAUUGCUCUCUUGCGUUUGGAUGAGCUCUACGUUGAGUCUUUUGAGAUCAAGGAUGUUAGGAGACUCAGUGGACCGCAGCAGUUGUCUCGUGCGAUCGGUAGACUCGCCGGCAAAGGAGGUAAGAACAAGUUUGAGAUUGAGAAUCAUACCAAGACAAGGAUUGUCGUUGCUGAUCAAAAGAUUCACAUUUUGGGCUCAUUUGCUAAUAUUAAGAUUGCCAGAUCUUCACUUUGUCGCUCUAUUUUGGGCUCUCCUGCAGCCAAGAUAAGGGCUAAGUUGAGAGCUCUUACUGCUAGAUUGGCCGACAGGUUUUGAUUCUUACAAUUGUUUUUUUUAGUUUAUGAUUCAGGGUUAAAUAAGUAGGUGUUGCAAUCUAUGAAGAGAAGUAGAUGAGUAGUUGAGUAGGGAGUACUUGUAGCUAGAUUUACUUAAAAGUAAGAGCUAUUAAUUAGUUACCCAAUUAAAUUUUUAAUGUGCAAAAGUAUAAUUUUUUUUAGUCGUGGAAUAUUAAUUAAUAAUUGAAUCUUUAUGAAAAAUACUUAAUUUGCAGGGU
This is a messenger RNA of Humulus lupulus (European hop), 989 nucleotides long. RefSeq lists its product as uncharacterized. Lineage: Eukaryota; Viridiplantae; Streptophyta; Magnoliopsida; Rosales; Cannabaceae. The record is from RefSeq and is a predicted model, not a curated record. The transcript is spliced from 2 exons. Bases 131 to 751 code for a protein of 206 amino acids. Gene Ontology annotation, cellular component: nucleolus. Gene Ontology annotation, molecular function: RNA binding.